AUGCUGGCUUCUGACCAGCUCAAAUGGAGCACCACGGUCAAAGUGAACCCACUCAACCUGUUGCCUGCUAGACGCAGCCCGCGAGCAAGCCUGCGGGUGGCGGGGCCGCCUUGGUGCCCUGUGGCCGCGCCUGAGGCGCACUCGCGCCGCUUUCCCCUCGCCUCGCCUCGCCUCGCCUGCCGGGGCGCACGUGGCAGCGCCGCCUGGCGCGCAGGGGCCGGAGAGGCAGCUGGGCGCGGGCCAGGGCAGGCCCCCGGGGCCGCCUCCUCCGCCCCCGCCCCCGCCCGAGCGGCGGACUUGGGCCCGGCCACGAGGGGCUGCCUUCCCCGGCCACAGGCACAGGCACAGGCGCGCGCUCCGUCCGUCCGUCCGUCCGUCCCCCGCGCCGAGAUGCGGCCGCCGCCGCUGCUGCCGCUGCUGCUGGUGCUGCUGGUGCCGGUGCUGCUGGCGGGCCCGGGCCGGGCCUGGGAAGCGCCCCCCGACUCCCCCGGCGCCAGCGAGGCCGGCGCCCUCCUCUUCGCGCACGACUACAACCGCAGCGCCGAGGCCGUCUUCUUCGCCACCGUCUCGGCCAGCUGGGCGUACAACACCAACCUCACGGCCGCCAACGCGCAGCAGCAGGUGGCGUCCUCAUUGGAGGAACAGGAGUUCAUACAAGCUUGGGGACAGAAAGCCAAGGACAGCUAUGGUGCUAUAUGGCAGAACUUCAGUGAUCCUCAGCUGAAGAAAAUCAUCCACUCUGUCCAAACGUUGGGGCCUUCUAAUUUACCUCUGGAUAAACGACAACUGUACAACACCAUCUUGAGUGAGAUGGACAAUAUCUACUCAACUGCAAAGGUGUGCCCCCCAAACCAGACCUCCAGCUGCUGGGCCCUUGAUCCAGAGAUAACAGACAUCAUGGCCACCUCUCGCAGUUACAGGAAACUGCUGUAUGCCUGGGAAGGCUGGCACAACGCAGCGGGCAGGCCUCUGCGGGCCAAGUAUGAGGAGUUCGUCUCACUAAGCAAUGAGGCCUACAGACUGGAUGGAUUCAAGGAUACUGGGGAUUACUGGCGCUCCUGGUAUGACUCACCCACUUUUGAGGAUGAUCUGGAGAACCUUUAUCAUCAGUUGGAGGAACUCUACCUAAAUCUCCAUGCUUUUGUCAGGAGGAAAUUGUAUGAGCAAUACGGCCCCAAAUUCAUCAACCUGCAAGGCCCCAUUCCUGCUCACUUACUGGGCAACAUGUGGGCCCAGCAGUGGAACAACAUUUAUGAUAUGAUGAUUCCUUUCCCAGACAAGCCCAAUCUCGAUGUCACCAAUACAAUGAGGCAAAAGAACUGGAACGCAACACACAUGUUCCAGGUGGCAGAGGAGUUCUUCACGUCACUUGGCAUGCUGGAAAUGCCACCUGAGUUUUGGGAGAGCUCAAUGUUGGAGAAGCCAAUGGACGGGCGGGAAGUCGUCUGCCACGCAUCGGCAUGGGAUUUCUACAACCGCAAAGACUUCAGGAUAAAGCAGUGCACAACAGUGACUAUGGAGCAGCUCUUCACAGUCCACCACGAGAUGGGUCAUGUGGAAUACUACCUGCAGUACAAGGACCAGCCGGUCACCUUCCGCAGCGGCGCCAACCCUGGCUUCCACGAAGCCAUUGGAGAUGUCAUGAGCUUGUCUGUCUCUACCCCUGGCCACCUGCAGAAAAUCGGGCUGCUCAGCCAAGUCACUGAGGAUGCAGACAGCGAUAUCAACUACCUGCUGAAGAUGGCCCUGGAGAAGAUUGCCUUCCUUCCCUUUGGCUACCUGAUAGAUCAGUGGCGGUGGAACGUCUUCAGUGGUCGCACCCCUCCCAACCGCUACAACUAUGACUGGUGGUAUCUCCGAACAAAAUACCAGGGGAUUUGUCCUCCAGUAGCAAGGAAUGAGACCCAUUUUGACCCUGGUGCCAAAUACCACAUCCCUGGCAACACACCUUACAUCAGGUACUUUGUCAGUUUCAUCCUGCAGUUCCAGUUCCACAAGGCCCUUUGCCAGGCUGCCAACCACACGGGCCCUCUCCACACCUGUGACAUCUACCAGUCCAAAGAAGCCGGAAGGAAACUCAGCGAGGCACUGAGGGCUGGAUCUUCCCAGCGGUGGCAGGACAUUCUCCAGCAGCUCACUGGCACCAGUCAGAUGGAUGCGUCAGCCUUGCUGGACUACUUCAGCCCUGUGACUCAGUGGCUGAAGCAACAGAACAGCCGCAUGAACGAAACCCUGGGCUGGCCAGACUUUGAGUGGCGUCCUCCCGUCCCAGAGGGAUACCCAGAAGGCAUUGAUAAAAUAGCUGACGAAGCCGUGGCCAAAGCGUUCUUGAUGGAGUACAACCUCACAGCGGAAGCCGUCUGGAAUGCUUACACAGAGGCCUCGUGGGCAUACAAUGUCAACAUCACAGACUACAACAAGCAGAUCAUGUUAGAAAAGAAUCUGGAGAUGUCGAACCACAUGCUCCACUACGGCCUGCAGGCGAGGCAGUUUGACCCCACUGACUUCCAGGAGCCCAGCAUCAAGCGCAUCUUGAAGAAGCUGAGUGACAUUGAGCGGGCAGCCCUGCCGGAAGAGGAGCUGAAGAAGUAUAAUCAGCUCCUCUCAGACAUGGAGACGACUUACAGUGUAGCCAAAGUCUGCAGUGGAGAAGGAGGCUGCAAGGCACUGGAUCCUGAACUUACAGACAUCAUGGCCCAGUCAAGAGACUACAAUGAACUCCUUAAUGCCUGGAAAGACUGGCGGGAUGUGUCAGGGAAAAAAAUCCGUACUCUGUACAAGACAUAUGUCAAUCUGAGCAAUACAGCUGCCCAGAUGAAUGGGCAUGCAGACAACGGCGCUUUCUGGAGGUCUCUCUACGAGACGCCCACAUUUGAAGCCGACCUGGAGAGGAUCUGGGAGCAGCUCCAGCCGCUAUACCUCAACUUGCACGCCUACGUGCGCAGGGCCCUCUACAAGAGCUACGGUGCUGAGCGCAUCAACCUCCGAGGCCCCAUCCCAGCCCAUUUGCUAGGGAAUAUGUGGGCCCAGUCAUGGUCAAAUAUUUUUGGGCUUGUUAUGCCCUUUCCUGAUGCUAUCAAAGUGGAUGCAACACCAGCUAUGAAAAGCCAGGGCUGGACCCCAAAGAAGAUGUUUGAGCAGUCAGAUAGCUUCUUCCGAUCCCUGGGCCUCAUCCCCAUGCCCCCGGAGUUCUGGAACCGGUCCAUGCUGGAGAAGCCAGCAGAUGGCAGGGAAGUGGUGUGCCACGCCUCAGCCUGGGACUUCUACAACCGCAAGGACUUCAGGAUUAAACAGUGCACUGUUGUGAAUAUGGAUGACUUGAUCACGGUGCACCAUGAAAUGGGGCAUGUGCAAUACUUUCUGCAGUACAGAGACCAGCCCAUCUCCUUCCGUGACGGGGCCAACCCUGGGUUCCAUGAAGCCAUCGGAGAUGUCAUGGCCUUGUCAGUGUCCACCCCAAAGCACCUGCACAGCAUCGGACUGCUGGAUCGGUGGGAAGACAGCCUGGAGAGUGACAUUAACUACUUGAUGAGCAUUGCACUGGAUAAAAUUGCUUUUCUGCCCUUUGGCUACCUAAUGGACCAGUGGAGGUGGAAAGUGUUUGAUGGGCGCAUCAGGGAUGAUGAGUAUAAUCAACAGUGGUGGAAUCUCAGAUUGAAGUACCAGGGUUUAUGCCCACCUGUGCCCAGAUCAGAAGAGGAUUUUGACCCAGGGGCAAAAUUUCAUGUUCCUGCCAAUGUCCCUUACGUCAGAUACUUCGUCAGUUUCAUCAUCCAGUUCCAGUUCCACCAGGCGCUGUGCAGAGCUGCUGGCCAUGAGGGUCCCUUGCACAAGUGCGACAUCUAUCAGUCCCAGGAGGCCGGAACAAUCUUGGGGAACGCCAUGAAACUGGGCUACAGCAAGCCCUGGCCUGAGGCCAUGCAAAUGAUCACAGGACAACCCAACAUGUCGGCAGAGGCACUAUUGACCUAUUUCCAGCCACUGACAAACUGGCUAAUCAGUGAGAACAUUAAGAACGGGGAAAACUUGGGCUGGCCUGAAUACACCUGGACACCCUUUGCAGGCCAAGAGAACAACAGGGUCCAUUUCCUGGGAAUGUCUUUGGACAGCAGCAAAGCCGCCGUGGGCCUGUGGGUCUUGCUUGCCCUUGGGCUGCUCCUCUUCGUGGCCACGCUGGUCUUGGGGGCCAGAUGCGUCUCCGACAGGAGAAGGACUUUCCAGUCCAAUCAGAUGGAGCUGAAAUGAGCGGGAGGCUCCCUGCGCCCCCCCCCCCGUCCUCUGCUGCACCUCUUGAGGAGUGGGCCAAGGGACUGUGGGAUGCGGCGUGAUUUUUCUGGGGUGUGAGUGUAUGUGUGUGUGCAUUCAAAGAAUGUGUGCAGAAGAGCACAUGGCUUGUGUGGAUCUCAAGGAUGACUAUUGUGUUUGUCUUCCCAUGAGGCUGUGAAUACCAGGUUGUGAGGGUGCCUUUGCAGAUACGCACACAGUGCCCGUCUGCAUAGGAGUUGUACAGCUGCCAGGCGUGCCUCUGAGUGGAUGCACUCUCUGACCUAGUUUGCAAGACAUGAAGUAUUUCUAUGCACAUGUAGCACAUAUCCAGCCUGUGUGUACAGCUGUAAGUUGCUGCCUUGUGUGUGCAGGGCAGAUGUGCUUACAAAAGCAUGGGACUCCCUUCUCCAAUUAGUAAACAAACAUCUUCUUAACUAUGCAAGAGCCAAAGCAGAGAACAUCAGUAUUUGGAAAUAUUUGGAUACUUGAAAGAAGAAGAAUGAAGAAUGGCAGAGUCAUUACAUUUGGGUUUAAGAAGAAGGGGCAUGGAAGUGCUCCUGAUUCCGAGGGCCUCCUAAGUUGUUGUUCUGUUUGCUAGCCAAAAGGAUUUCUUCUACCUGGAUUGUCCCAAAGCCAUCACUUGGGAAUGCUGCAGAAGCUCCGGAAGGAUGUGGGUGGGUUUGCUUCAGGCAGCUGUUUGGUGCAUUGAUGAAAAUUAAAAUGAAUCACAGUGACCCCAAA
Heteronotia binoei (common prickly gecko) is the source of this 5007-nucleotide messenger RNA. RefSeq names its product angiotensin I converting enzyme (gene ACE). Bases 1 to 4245 code for a protein of 1414 amino acids. The transcript has 26 exons. NCBI's taxonomy places the organism in Eukaryota, Metazoa, Chordata, Lepidosauria, Squamata, Gekkonidae. The record is from RefSeq and is a predicted model, not a curated record. Gene Ontology annotation, molecular function: peptidyl-dipeptidase activity; metallopeptidase activity. Gene Ontology annotation, biological process: proteolysis. Gene Ontology annotation, cellular component: plasma membrane.